AAUAUGAACAAAAGGUACUUAGAAAUAAAUAUACUUCCUUGAUGGGAAAUUGGAUUUAACGAUCGAUCUUUCUAAAUCAAUUGACUGCUGUAGCGUAUCAGGGCUUUAAAUAUACCCGAUAUUCAGAUCAAUACGUUGAACGCAAUCAAGUUUUGAAAACAGAAACUUGACUCGGUCGAUUUUCCUACUUUUGGACUUCAGAACCAUAAUGAAACAGGUGACUCCCAAAAAUGACGGUUAAAGAUCGUAUUAAAAAUGCUAUCAGGGCGAUCGGUGACGCACCCAGAGGACUGACUUGGUCAUUUUGCUUUCUUAUGUUUAUUUAUGGAUUUUUCUUGGCUGGAUUUUGUUCCGAUUACUGGCUGGAAUCGUCUAUAGUGUUGUCUGGGUAUGACUAUCGAACACAAGGACUGUGGAAAUUCUGCUAUGGAGCACUAGGAGCGACUUGUUGCGGAUACAUAAACGAAGUUAUGUAUGUUGAACCUUUCCUCAACGCUACCAGAGCAUUCCUUGUUAUCAGCAUUAUUCCACAAGUUACAUGUCUUAUUGCAAUUUGUGUAGGAAUAUUUAAGAAAUCUUAUUCAUCGUCAAAAUCUUUCGGGGGAUUUGCUGCAGCGUUUGCAGCCUUCUUCAUCACUCUCGCUAUCAUUAUCUAUGGUGCUGCGUCACAAGAUGAAGAUUCCACGAGUAUAUACAGUCUGUCUUGGUCCUACGCUCUGUGCGUGGUCAGUGGAUUGGCCUAUAUACCUUUCUGUUGCUUUAUUUGUCGUACAGAUGACUAUCCAGAAACUCCUACCAUGUAGAUGUAUUUGUUAUAUGCAUUUAAAAAUGCGUGUUUCCGUUUUGUUUUAUUUAUAUAUGCUUUUUUGAACAACUGUUCCUCAAUAAAUUUUAUAAUGUAUUAAAA
Saccostrea echinata is the source of this 907-nucleotide messenger RNA. RefSeq lists its product as uncharacterized. Gene Ontology annotation, cellular component: membrane. The record is from RefSeq and is a predicted model, not a curated record. The coding region runs from base 231 to 803 and encodes 190 amino acids. NCBI's taxonomy places the organism in Eukaryota, Metazoa, Mollusca, Bivalvia, Ostreida, Ostreidae. The transcript has 3 exons.